Rhincodon typus (whale shark) is the source of this 577-nucleotide messenger RNA. Its product is annotated as complement component C8 alpha chain-like. The transcript has 4 exons. Lineage: Eukaryota; Metazoa; Chordata; Chondrichthyes; Orectolobiformes; Rhincodontidae. The record is from RefSeq and is a predicted model, not a curated record. The coding region runs from base 35 to 577 and encodes 180 amino acids.
GUGACAAUCCAACAUCAGCAGAGAUCGGGAGAAAAUGACUGGAAUUCCUGCCUUUUUUCCCCUCUACGCUUUACUCUUCUCCUCCGUGACACUUCUGUCUAACAUCGAGGGCAAGGAGAGGGUUGCGCUGGACAAUGACCCACCUCGGAGCAGAGCUGAGAGAGCCGUGAAUACUCCUGCUAAGAUUGCCUGUGAACUCUCACCCUGGGGUCAAUGGUCAUCCUGUCAGCCAUGCCAAGGCCUUAGGUAUCGGUCCAGGCAUAUUGUCCGGUUUGGGCAGUUUGGGGGCAGGACUUGUACAGACAUAUUAUCUACAGAGGAGUCCUGCCCACUCUCCGGAAACUGUGAAGAGCCACCAGUCAACUGUGGGAACAACUUCCAAUGUGAAAACGGCGGUGUAGCCUGUCCCCUGUGGGAGCUCCCGUCCCUGUUUCAGGUGGUUUCGCCUGUCCCCUGUGGGAGCUCCCGGCCCUAUUACAGGCGGUGUAGCCUGCCCCCUGUGGGAGCUCCCGGUCCUGUUACAAGCGGUGUAGCCUGUCCCCUAUGGGAGCUCCCGGCCCUAUUACAGGCGGUGUAG